Molecule: messenger RNA, 1339 nt
Organism: Lolium perenne
Lineage: Eukaryota; Viridiplantae; Streptophyta; Magnoliopsida; Poales; Poaceae
Biological process (GO): nuclear membrane organization
Cellular component (GO): nuclear periphery; endoplasmic reticulum; nuclear inner membrane
Molecular function (GO): chromatin binding
Source: RefSeq, a predicted model, not a curated record
AAAGGAAAGAAAAAAGAAACACUCCACGCGGCGGCGGAGGAGAAGAAGAGGAUGCCGCGGCGGCCGGGGAGGAGGAGCAGGUCCCAGCCCCGGUGGUCUCUCUCCGAGCCGCCUCCGGGACUCUUCCCCGCAGGCGGCGAGGACCUCCUCCGCUUUCUCGCCGUGCUCGCCAUCGCGGCCGGAGUGGCCGCAGCCUGCAGCCUCUUCAACCACCGCCCCAACCCCAACCCCAACCCCUUGUGCGACUCCGACUCUCCUUACGCCGCCUACGAUUCCUGUGAACCCUGCCCUGAGAACGGGCGGUGCGUGGACGGCAAGAUGAUGGAGUGUGUGCAGGGAUUCAAGAAAUAUGGCAACACAUGCGUAGAGGAUGGUCGGCUCACCCGAACUGCUAACAAUAUCGCAGAGCUGCUGCAUCGCAGGGUUUGCGACGACCAUGCCCGCGCUUUAUGCGGCCACACCGGCAAAAUCUCGUUCAAACAACUUGAUAUCUCAAACAUGGCCGAUGAGUUACUGUCCAACCACCCUGCCCGCCUAACCGCCGCUGGAAUCCAAGUCGUCAAAGAUAGGGCGCUGCAGAGUGUGCGUGGCUUCCUUGAGACGACGUCAACUGAUAAUGAAGCCCAAGCUUUUAAAUGCCCAGACCUGGUCGCACAACUUCAUAGGCCCCUACAUUGUCAAGUUCGCCAGUGGAUCGCCGGAAAUGUCGUCUUUGUUGUCACCUUCGCUAUCCUCUUUGCAGCGCUGCUCACGAUUCUAUGGAGCGUUUACAAGAGACGGGCACUGUCAAAGAGAGCCGAGCAGAUAUACGAGCAGGUGUGUGAAAUCCUUGAAGAGGCUGCCAUAAAUGCUAAGAUUGGCAUCUCCGAAUGCGAGCCUUGGGUGGUCACCUCUUGGUUGCGUGAUCAUCUACUGGUUACCCGAGAGAGACGGAAUGCUUUGCUGUGGAAGAAGGUGGAAGAAUUGAUACUUGAAGACUCUCGCAUAGAUCAGUAUCCAAAAGUUAUCAAGGGAGAGUCGAAAGUUGUUCUUGAGUGGCAAGCUAGCGGGUCACUGAGUGGGAAGAUAAAGAAGAUGCAAGGCGCACCGCAGGGCAAGACAAUGAGCAGCAGUGUUGGUGUCAUCAGACUUGCUGAAGAAAUCUGCGGUAGCAGCAGCAAAGACAAGGAGGAGGAGCGUUCAGCACGCAAAGAAGGAACCAAUGCUUUCAUCAUGUAAUGAAUAAAUCAAUCAAUCAAUCAAUCAAUCAAUCUUUGGUGUUGUGUAGUAGUAUAUCAUAUGAUUACAGAGGGAAAUCUGUUAGGAUUGACGUUAGUAAUCUGUAUGCAUGUGUUGUUUA